This is a messenger RNA of Ziziphus jujuba (common jujube), 912 nucleotides long. RefSeq names its product thylakoid lumenal 15 kDa protein 1, chloroplastic. Lineage: Eukaryota; Viridiplantae; Streptophyta; Magnoliopsida; Rosales; Rhamnaceae. The record is from RefSeq and is a predicted model, not a curated record. The transcript is spliced from 8 exons. Gene Ontology annotation, cellular component: chloroplast thylakoid. Bases 63 to 746 code for a protein of 227 amino acids.
UACGAUCAUUAACCACGACGACACCAGAGAGAGAGAGAGAGAGAGAGAGGUUCCGGUGUGAAAUGGCUCUUCUUCUCAACGUAUCUUUGUCUCCCAACCAAAUCACACUAAGAACUCCAUUUUCUCUUCCCAGAGCUCACACUCACUUUUCCCUCCACUGCUGCUAUCUUGCGCCCCAUGCGCAGAAGAAGAAGAAUCACCUAGAAGCUUCUCCUCCGAGUCUUCUCUUUUAUUCUCUCGGUGAAUCGAUCUCCAGGGCGACCUUCCUCGCUCUGCUCUCUGCUUCACUGUUCCUAGUUGAUCCUGCGCUCGCUUUCAAGGGUGGAGGUCCGUACGGUUCUGAGGUGACUAGGGGUCAGGAUCUCACUGGCAAGGAUUUUAGCGGCAAGAGUUUGAUCCAGCAAGAUUUCAAAACGUCAAUAUUGCGACAAGCGAAUUUUAAAGGCGCCAAGUUACUUGGUGCUAGCUUCUUCGAUGCCGAUUUAACAGGGGCUGAUCUUUCAGAUGCUGAUCUAAGAGGUGCAGACUUUUCGUUGGCAAAUGUAACAAAGGCAAAGUUGAUUAACGCUAAUUUGGAAGGUGCACUUGCUACAGGAAACACAUCUUUCAGAGGAACAGAUAUAACUGGUGCUGACUUCACUGAUGUGCCUUUAAGAGAUGAUCAACGGGAAUACCUUUGCAAAGUUGCUGAUGGGGUAAAUCCAACAACUGGAAAUCCAACACGAGAGACAUUGCUCUGCAAUUAGUAAUCCAUUGGUCGAAGUAUAGAAUAACAUUGCAAUAGAGGAGAUUGGUGUCGCUGCAUCUGUAACAGCUGCAGUGUACAAGAGUUGAGCUUGGCAUAUAUUGUUUUGCAAUUGUUUAGUAGUUACGUAUCUAAAACUAAGAAGAAAGGUAUAUGAUUAUUUUUCA